GGUAACUAAGUCACAUGAUCAAUCAACUCAGGGCAGCCAUUUUGUUUCAAGCAAGAGAUUGAGAGUUUACUUAUACUGCGAAAUUCGAUUAGUAUUUGGCGAAGGUUGCUUUCAACUCGUUCCAAACUGCCUCUCACCUCUCUAUUUAAGUUAAAGCUUAGCUUGAACGGAGAGUUUUCUAUUUCCAGCGAUGAGUAGGAGUUGCCAAGUUUAUAUGGGGCGACUGCCGUACGGCACGAAGGAACGCGACAUCGAAAAAUUCUUCCGCAACUAUGGAAGAUUGCGAGAAAUCAACUUGAAGAAUGGUUAUGGGUUUGUGGUGAGUCUUUCUCAGCUACACUAUUUCGCUUUUUAGUCAUUACUAAAAUUUAAAGGUUUGUGCGUGGCCGGUGUUGACCGUAAUUUGGUCAGCACAUGCAUACUUUUUAUCGUAGCUUUACACAAUGUUAAUUUAAGCCCAAGUUAUGCAUGGACGGAGUUUGUAAUCAAAAUUGGACAACUCACCCCUUGGACAAUCCCUGGACUACCAGCCCCCAAUCUUUAGCAAUUUAGCCCCCAAACAUAUAUUUCCGACCAUACAAAGAAAAAACUUGGCCAUUUUGCUCUAGUGCGCCUACUCCUGCAGAAGGCUUCUUCCAAUUUAUUUCUUGUGAAACUGAUAAACUGAAGAGUUGCAAUAUAUCGUUGUCUGUUUAAUCAAGGUCAUAGCUUUCUUUACUACCUGCUAAGUGUUCCAGCUCCUAGAGUGAAGCAGACUUAAGCAAUGUUAAGUCAAAAUGAAUGCUUUAAAGUGUAAUGGUACAGAAUGAGAAGAGCAGUUUCAUUGCAGGUACUUGAAAUUUUGGAUUUGGUUUUUACAUGACAGUUGGACUACAUAUAGUUAAUUCGUAACACGACUGUUGAGGGUACUUAAAGUUUUAAUCCUGCAUGUUCUCUAUCAUGGAAUAAACUUUCUGAGAAUCAUCGAAAAAAAGUUUGUCUAAAGUAGCAUAGAGUGUAUGUGUUUUAGUAUUGGGGGCUAAUAAUCCAUGGCUGUUUCUGGGGUGCAUUUUGUCUGGCAUUCCUGGUGUUAAGUUAGUAUUAAUUCAUUAAUCUUUCAUGAUCAAGGAAUUUGAAGAUUCAAGGGAUGCAGAAGAUGCAGUUUAUGAGUGCAAUGGAAAAGAAAUGAUGGGAGAAAGGUAAGACAUAAGUGCUUUAUCAUGGUUCAGCCAUGAAACACUUGCAGUGAAAGAAUGUCUUCCAAUGCAAGAUGUUAAUCUAUAAAUGUAUAUUGUGUUCCUUUAUUUCAGAAUUAUAGUUGAGCCGUCACGUGGGACAGCUAGAGGUGCUGGUGCCAGUGGUGGCCGCAAGUCCAGGGCCAGAGAUAAGUGAGUGCACAAUUUUUCUUUAUAGUUACAAAAUUAUUUUGCCUGUUACAUUUUGUAUUUUCAAGUAGGUGAUGUUGCAGUCUCACUGGAACUGAUCCUCUAUAAGUGCCUUGUAUCUAGUGGCUCAAUCAAAUCCAAUGUGAAUCAAAAUGAUUCAACUUUAGCCUUCUGGAGACUAAGGCUUAAAAGAAGAGUGUAAUUCUUCCUUCUGUAAUUAUACAUUCUGUGGGAUGCUAAAAAAACCCACACACUGUUCUUGAAGAGUAAGGGACGUAGUCCCCAGUGGUGGAGGGACUGUUACGGGCCUGCAGUGGUUGGCGUCAUGCGCUGUUGCGGUGACCCUGCAAAAGUUGGCAAACCUUAGUAAAUAAGAGCCAAGUGAGAAGUUAUUUAACCAUAUCGAAACUGGUCUAUAUUGAACAUUGUUUUUGCUUAAAUCUGUUUUCUUACUAGGUAUGGUCCCCCAGUAAGAACGCCGUGGAGAAUUACUGUUGAAAACUUAUCAACCCGUGUUAGUUGGCAGGUUAGUGAGGAAUAAGUAACUUGUUCCUCCAAUUGAGGAAAAAGCCACAUCCCCUUUUUAUGAGCUGUUUUUAAAAUAAUAGUUUACUGUUAUAGUAAUAAUAAUUUACUUAAAAUACUGUGAGCCAUUGUAAAGGCGUUAACUUGAUGAGCAAGGUCACUUCUUAAAGAGACUUGCCAUAGCAGCUGCCUUACAGACUAUAAACGUGGUAUUCACUACCUUGCCUACCAAUAUUUUUAGUUACAAGAUGCACCAUGAAGGGUGACAUGAAGGUAGUCACAGAGGCAUAGAUGAUUACACGUACACCCCUUUGAUACAAUGAUGGUUUUGAUGCUCAGAUGUCAUCAGAAGUCAAUACACACAGUCAUGACAAGAUGCAAAUUUCACAAAGGCAUGAUGCAAAAAAACUUCAUGGCCGAUGAUGACAGACGUACACGUACCUUCUGAUUUCAAAAUGACUCAGACGAUGGACCUCUGUAAAAUUGAUGCUGUAGUACUUUGCUUUUCUCGUCAUGAUUGACUGCCCUGAACGUUUUGUGAUUACUGGCGAGACAGAAUUGAAUUUUUCUUUUUGGCCGACUGUGUUGUACAACAGAAAGAGUGCAGAUGCAAAGGUGUUACUGAUUAAGAAAGCUUGGUAGUUACCCAAAUCCAAAUGUGGAGGAGAAAAUUCCCAAUUUCAUUUUGCAAACUACUAAAAAGCUUGCCAAGAAAAAGGUCACAUUAGGAUUUAUCUACAGAGUCAAAAAUUAAAAUACACUCCAUAAAUAUAUCCACAUGUAUAGUCGUGUGUGGAAGUAAAAUAGCUAUGGUAGAAUAAUGAAAACAGAUUAGGUUUCCUUCCUUUUUGACAGUGUUAACCAUAACAAGGAGGUUAAAGGUUCAGUACAAGUUUAAAAUUCUUGGUGGUAUUACUUGACAGUCUAGACUAAAGUAAUAUGGCAGGCUGAUAGUAUUUUGCAAAAUUUAAAUUCAAAGAUCGUAGUGCAGGAGCAUGGUGCUAUAGGGGUGUUUUUUCUCAAGUGUGACUGUUAUUACUAGGAUCUCAAAGACUAUGUACGCCAAGCAGGCGAGGUGACAUAUGGAGAUGCACACAAGCAAAGGAAAGGCGAAGGGUAAGUGAAACUUCUGGAAUACUGGCAUACUAUCUACAUAAUAUAGGAAAUUGACUUAAUGUGAAUAGGGUUUUACUGCCAAAGCAUCACAGAUGUACAGUUGAAAAAAAGGAAUUGCGGUUGCUCAUUGCAGGUGUAUAUGUCUUUUUAUAGAAAUAAUGGGAAGGAGGAGGAUGUUUAAUGUCAAUAGUGUUGUUGUUAACUAUAAGAUUGUCGUGUCAUCUUUGUUUUUGAUUUAACAGAUAGAUUCCAUGUUGCCGAGCGUCUGUUCAGUAAAAGAUCACAGAUGACGUCAAAGUGUGGUAAAAACAAAGAAGUGGCACAUGGGCAACAGUCGUGUGUGUCACUGAUGUUUUCACCACAUUUUGAUGUCUUAUCUGAUCUAUUACUGAACAGACCCACAGCAGUAUGGAAUCUAUUUUGUUUUAUACAAUGACGCAGAAAAGAGAAAAGACCGAUACACAUACCUGCCUUGUACUUCUUGUCUGUUCGAGGAUUUGUGCUAGUUUGGCAUUCUCCCUACUUGUCAUCUCUUCUUCUUUUUUUUUUGUUGUCUUAUACUUGUAUUCAGUUUAUUUGAAGAGUUUUUCAUAAUCUUUUCUUGCGCGAAGCCGAAUGAUGGCAAAAUCAUUUUGCAAAAUAUUGAGUCUCUCGAAGGGAUGACACACAGUGGCAACUGACGUAGAGAUUUCUUGCACUUUAGACAUUCUCAAGUUGUCAAGAACUCUUUUUGCCUUUAUUUCACCUUUUUUUUUUCUUUGUAAAUAGCUCCUACUAAACGCUUUUUCGAGGCUUUCACCAGCCUGCGGGGAGCAGACGCUAGAUGAAACAAGAACCGAAGAAAGCAUUCAGCGUUCAGCGCGUGUAGCAUUCAGACCAUUGUAUAAAGCUGUAUAAUAUUUUAUGCUUACGAUGGUCUUGGUAACCCAAUAGGUUCAUUUGUGUAUAGCAGUAUGUAUAGAUCAAAAUGUAUCCCUUAAAUACUUACAGCCCCUCAGUCAAGGUGUUCGCAAGUUCAAGAAAUGAUUAUAACCGCUCAUUGCUUUUAGAACCCUAGAGUUUGCAACCAAAAGAGACUUGAAGAGGGUGAUGAAAAAACUUGAUGGGACUGAGUUAAAUGGAAAGCGUAUCAAGCUUGUUGAUGUAAGUGAAGUCAUAUUUUAUGUACCAUUAACUUCCCAAGAUGUACCCUUAAUCUGAACAAGUGUGCAUUAAAUGAACUUCUUGUUAGCCUGAGAAAACAGCCGAAAUUUCGCGACGUUACCACUGAUUUCCUCGCAAAUUAAUGACGUCUGAGAAACGAGCGCAGAAAUUGCAUACUGAUGACGCUUCACUACCCAGAUCUGUUUAGAGCUACUGAUUGGUCCUGCCGCGUGGGAAAUUUGCUUCAGCCAAUCAAAAACCCUACCCAGAUCUGGGUAGUGACACGUGAGUAUGGAAUUUCUUCGCUUGUUUUUUAGACGUCAUUUCGCUGAGAAACCAGUGGUAACGUCACAAAAUGUCGGCUGUUUUCUCAGGCUAACUUCUUGUCCACAUUUUCCAUCUCUUCCUUGUCAGGUUAUCUGUGUGGCUCAAAUUUUUUAUUAUCAUUUUUGCAGGAAAGUCCACGUUCUCGAUCUCGUUCUCGUUCUCGAUCAAGAAGCCGCUCCAGAUCCAAAAGACGGUCUCGAUCCAAGUCGCGUUCUGCUUCACAAUCACGCCACAACCGUUCUAAAUCGCGAUCACGUUCUAGAUCACGAUCCCGAUCGCCACGACGCAAAUCGCAUUCCAAGUCGCGCUCAAGGUCCAGGUCGCGAUCCCGUUCACGAUCUCCGCGCAAAUCCAAGUCCCGAUCACGUUCACGUUCACGCUCUCGAUCUCGAUCACCCAGAAAUGAUAAAGAAGCAUCUGCGGAACCGGAAGCUGAUGAUAAUCAGAAUUAUAAUUCAGCAGAAGGAGAUCGGGCCGGUGAAGCUGAUGAUGCUGAGUGAUAAGCUGUCAUUUUCUUGA
Porites evermanni is the source of this 4994-nucleotide messenger RNA. NCBI's taxonomy places the organism in Eukaryota, Metazoa, Cnidaria, Anthozoa, Scleractinia, Poritidae. The record is from the annotation of a GenBank genome assembly.